This is a messenger RNA of Alternaria incomplexa, 432 nucleotides long. RefSeq lists its product as uncharacterized. Lineage: Eukaryota; Fungi; Ascomycota; Dothideomycetes; Pleosporales; Pleosporaceae. The record is from RefSeq and is a predicted model, not a curated record. The transcript has 3 exons. Bases 1 to 432 code for a protein of 143 amino acids.
AUGGAGCAACUGUCGUCGUCGUUGCUUGUACAACACACUCCCGGAAGUAAAGAUUUGUGCUCAAAGACCAUCGAAUCUGAGCAACCAGCACCUGAGCCCUUGAAACUGGAUGAGGGCGAAGGUUUCAUGCCAUCCGCGGCAAACGACUUCAAGUUUAAGUACGACAGCCCUUCCGGACUUCAAGCUAAAGAACUUGACGCACUUCUGAAGCCUCCGAGUCGUCCUAAGGCCUUUCCGGCUGAUCUUGCUGGUGAGAAGACUUUCGGCCAUAAGAGCUACAAAGGUUUUGGUAGUAGGCCGAAGGAGAAUGCUGCAAACGAUAGGGUCAGAGAAAUGGAACUCGAACAUGCGCGAACACAGCAAGACGUAGAGAUGGCUAUGGAGCAAGAGGAUAUGUGGAGCGAGCUCUGGGGUAUUGAAGAAUGGGAGUAG